AGUUAGACGCUUUACAUGAAAACAUAAUAAUUUAGUGCAAAUGUGGUCCACAAUGUGCUUGCUCCUCUCUGUGGUGCUCAUGAGUGCCACUGUUUCGGAGGCACAGGUUCUUAUGAAUGGUGCCACGUGCCCUACACUGGUCAAAUUCAUGUCCUUUUUUGACACCAACGAUUUUACCGGGACGUGGUACGAAAUGAUCCGCACCAAGCGAUGGGUGGGCACCGAAAUCGGAUGUGUCACUCACAGUCUGCAGAUGAACUCUCAAUUUAACAUUUCCUACGUAACGCAGACCUACAGUCCCACGCUCAAGAAAGUAAUGACGGAAAUGGGUGACGCAGAGAUUGCUUUGGAGAAAUACGAUGGCAGUUCAAAAGGCAUUGUGGUCUUCGAUAUUGUUGAAUAUGGAACAAUGAGCGAGCUGGUGCUGCUCGACACGGACUACACAAGUUUUGCAGUGCUCUGGUCUUGCUCCCCGACAGACGAGGAUUUGCAUUUCGAGAACACCAUGAUUUGGACGAGGGAUAAAGUGCCGAAGGCUUCCGCUCUGACCAGGGGAUUACGCGCCCUAGACAGCAACAACCUCUCGCGCAAUUAUCUCUCCUACACCAGUCACCGCAACUGCCCUGAGUUCGCGCCUCUUGGACCUGAUCAGGGGUGGGGAAUUAUAGCAACAAAUAUGCCUGGAAAUGGAUCAAAUGAUAUGCCAGGAAAUGGAACAACUAAUAUGCCUCCUGGAAAUGAAACGGUCAAUAUGCCUGUAAAUGGAAUGGUCAAUAUGAGUGUCAAUGGAUCAACUAAUAUGCCUGGAAUUGUAACAACUAUUAUGCCUGUUGUAACCACACCACCUGUCGCUUCAUCUUCAGCCACCUUGAUGUCUCCGAGCAUUAGCUCAAGUUCAAACACAAAAAAUCUAGUUGCGAGUACACCAGCAGUACCAGUUACUUCAGCAACCAAAGCAUCCAAUCAAAUCUCAAAUUCCUCGAAAACCAAUUGAUUUAUGCUUGUAAAAUUGAAACACAAUAUUUAUUAUUUACGUACUGACGAAGUUUCAUGCCAUUGCAAAAAGUGGAAUAAAGGAACAGUUUCAUCUAGUUUCACC
Neocloeon triangulifer is the source of this 1099-nucleotide messenger RNA. RefSeq names its product apolipoprotein D-like. The record is from RefSeq and is a predicted model, not a curated record. NCBI's taxonomy places the organism in Eukaryota, Metazoa, Arthropoda, Insecta, Ephemeroptera, Baetidae. The coding region runs from base 41 to 994 and encodes 317 amino acids. The transcript is spliced from 6 exons.